CCUGUCGCAAUAGAUGCGGAUGUGCCAAUGUGCCCCCGUCAUGUGAUGGUAAAGGCUACUCCUCUGAGUCUGGCGGAGGGUGAGGAUCUCUUGGCCAAGUUAGUGCCCGUAGCUAUUCGCAACGCACACGCACGAUAUGUUGAUGAUGUGCAGAAACUCAUCCGGGACGAAACCGAGAAG
Sphaeroforma arctica JP610 is the source of this 180-nucleotide messenger RNA. RefSeq lists its product as hypothetical. Lineage: Eukaryota; Ichthyosporea; Ichthyophonida. The annotation marks the transcript as partial. The record is from RefSeq and is a predicted model, not a curated record. The transcript has a single exon.